CUUUAAAAAAUUCCCUGUCUUACACAUGAACUAGAGAGUGAGUGUCCUCAAGGAGGUGUACGUUUCAAAUUUGGCUAUUGCAAUGAAUUUCAUUAUUUCUUAAUGCUGAGCCGAUUGUACUUUGAGCUAGGAAUGGGUUAAAUACUACCAAGGGAAAUUAGCCCUGGCCAUACUGGCUCUUAAAUGCACAGGGCUUUGGGCCAUAGAAGAACUGAGAAACUGGUGUGUAGGAGAGAGAGUUCUCUCGGUGACAGAAGCAACAGUUGUGAAAACCCUUCCGCAGUUAUGGAUUCAUCUGAUAAUCAGAGGAAGAAAGUGGCUGUCAUUGGUGGUGGCUUGGUCGGAUCAUUAAAUGCAUGCUUCCUUGCAAAGAGGAAUUUCCAGGUCGAUAUAUAUGAAGCUAGGGAAGAUAUUCGAGUGGCUACAUGUACACGUGGAAGAAGCAUUAACUUGGCCCUCUCACAUAGAGGAAGGCAGGCCUUGAAAGCUGUUGGCCUGGAAGAACAGAUUGUGUCCCAAGGCAUUCCCAUGAAAGCCAGAAUGAUUCACUCUCUUUCAGGAAAAAAGUCUGCAAUUCCCUAUGGGACAAGGUCCCAGUAUAUUCUUUCUAUAAGCAGAGAAAGUCUAAGCAAGGAUCUGUUGACUGCUGUUGAGAAACACCCCAAUGUGAAGGUGUACUUUGGCCACAAGCUGUUAAAAUGUAAUCCUGAGGAAGGAAUGAUCACCGUUCUUGGGUCUGACAAAGUCCUUAAAGAUGUCACUUACGACCUCAUUGUAGGAUGUGAUGGAGCCUAUUCAACUGUCAGAACCUACCUCAUAAAGAAACCUCGUUUUGAUUACAGUCAGACGUACAUUCCUCAUGGGUACAUGGAGUUAACUAUUCCACCUAAGCAUGGAGAUUUUGCCAUGGAACCCAACUAUCUGCAUAUUUGGCCUCGAAAUACCUUUAUGAUGAUUGCACUUCCUAACAAGAACAAAUCAUUCACGUGCACUUUGUUCAUGCCCUUUGAAGAGUAUGAAAAGCUUCUAACCAGUAGCGAUGUGCUGGAUUUCUUCCAGAAGUACUUUCCAGAUGCCAUCCCUCUCAUUGGAGAGACAGCACUGGUGCAAGACUUCUUUGUGUUGCCUGCCCAGCCCUUGAUAUCUGUGAGGUGCUCUUCAUUUCACCUUAAAUCACACUGUGUACUGAUGGGAGAUGCAGCUCAUGCCAUGGUGCCAUUUUUUGGGCAAGGAAUGAAUGCGGGCUUUGAAGACUGCUUGGUAUUUGAUGAGUUGAUGGAUAAAUUCAAUAAUGACCUUAGUUUGUGUCUUCCUGCAUUCUCAAGACUUAGAAUUCCAGAUGAUCAUGCAAUUUCAGACCUAUCCAUGUACAACUACAUAGAGAUGCGAGCACAUGUCAACUCAAGUUGGUUCAUUUUUCAGAAGAGCAUAGUGAGAUUUCUUCAUGCUAUUAUGCCAUCCACCUUUAUCCCUCUCUAUACCAUGGUCGUCUUUUCCAGAAUGAGAUACCACGAGGCAGUGCUGCACUGGCAUUGGCAGAAAAAGGUAAUAAAUAAAGGACUCUUUUUCCUCGGAUCACUGACAGCCAUUGGGAGCACCUAUUUGCUUAUAUAUUACCUGCCACCAAGACUUCUAGACUACUUGAGAAGGCCAUGGAACUGGAUCACUUACUUCUGGAAUUGUUUCCCCACAAACUCCACGGAGGCACUAAAAUAAAU
Molecule: messenger RNA, 1718 nt
Organism: Nycticebus coucang (slow loris)
Lineage: Eukaryota; Metazoa; Chordata; Mammalia; Primates; Lorisidae
Gene: KMO
Product: kynurenine 3-monooxygenase
Exons: 15
Coding region: 184-1716 (510 amino acids)
Biological process (GO): L-tryptophan catabolic process; NAD+ metabolic process; quinolinate biosynthetic process
Cellular component (GO): mitochondrial outer membrane
Molecular function (GO): NAD(P)H oxidase H2O2-forming activity; FAD binding; kynurenine 3-monooxygenase activity
Source: RefSeq, a predicted model, not a curated record